CUCCUCUCGCUGCUGCCGGCGCUCCGCUGGUUUUUAAUGAGCUCUUUAAUGUGUCCCUGUGCUUCAAACAUCUCACCUCGUUAACUGGGGGGAAAUAUUUGUCGUCUCUCUUUUCCCAAACUUUUCAGAAGAGACACCUCACUGCAGAGCUAUUAAACCACUGAAAAAAAUGACAGAAAGUUGCGGGCAGGAGCAGACAAGGUGGAUAACGACGGUCAUUAUGAGCACAGCUCUGCAGGAUCAUGAAAUUUCUACAGUUCUGCAGAGACAACACCACCGAGUUCGAUUUUCAGAAUCAGUGGAAACUGGAUCUGUGAUUUUUCCUCUUUCUGGCAUUGCAUUUAUUCUGUCAGACACUCAAGACUUGCUCAGGACAGGGGAAGAAGAGUUUUCCAAAAGAAUUCAGAAGUUCAUAAACAUCCAUCGGAACAGCUUUUUGGUUUUGUCAGCUGCUCUUCAUGGACCAGAAGAAUGGAGUGCCAUGUUCAGGAUUCAGAGAAGAUUCCUGGGCAGCAAUUUACGUGUAAUACCAGUUCAUAAUCCUGCUGAAACUGUUAAAUUAAUGUUAACUAUGGCUAAGGUAACUUCCAAGCCACAAGCAGACGAUACUCGCUGCAAAAUAGAAAUGACAAAAGCCCAGAUAAUAGAAAAAAGUCCAGUUUGGAAGAUGCUUCAGGAGUACCAAUCGCACCAUAAUUAACUUAAUAUUUGUUUUUUUAUUCAUAAAUAGAGUGGCUACAUUUUAAACAAAAUAUAGAAAGUUCUUAAAAAUAUAGUUACUUUUCAAAAGACUACAUACAACAUAUGCAUUUGGCAUGAAAAUUCAUAUUAAAUAGCUAUACAAUGAAAAAUAGCAUACUUGAUACCAAAUGUACUUUUUAGAGAGGGAAAAAAAAGUGGUUUAGCUGCACAAUAGGAAAGUCAUCCUUAUUUUUAACUUGGUUCUGACCUUAGGGGCUAAUCUGUUUAUUAAUAAAAUUCCCCCAAAAAUUUACUAUGUUAUAAGGAAAGCUGUAUAAUUAAAGAUAAGGAUGAUCAAAACAAUUCAAAAAUACAGGUAUCCUUAAAAACAGCAGCUGUAUGCAUGCAACCUUACACUGUUUUUUAAACAUAAGUGUUAUCUGUUAUGUUACUAAGUUCUAACAUGUUAUUUGGCUCAAAGUUGAUGUGUUUUUCUUCAAAUCUGGUUUCCUUUGCCACAGUAUUUUUACUAUCUAUAGAUAGUAUAUUCUAUAGUGUUAGCUAUCUGUACCUUACAGUCCUGUCUGCAAAUAGAGAAGCUUGUUUGUCAACAUUAAAAUGUGCUAAUAAAAAUAUCUUUUGCUUAAA
This is a messenger RNA of Haemorhous mexicanus (house finch), 1329 nucleotides long. RefSeq names its product chromosome 9 C1orf146 homolog (gene C9H1orf146). The record is from RefSeq and is a predicted model, not a curated record. The transcript is spliced from 5 exons. Lineage: Eukaryota; Metazoa; Chordata; Aves; Passeriformes; Fringillidae. Gene Ontology annotation, biological process: synaptonemal complex assembly; reciprocal meiotic recombination. Bases 170 to 700 code for a protein of 176 amino acids. Gene Ontology annotation, cellular component: chromosome.